CCGGGGGUCACUUGACACACGCUCAGAGCUCCAGUGACCCUGUGACCCGGCCCGCGGCCAUGCGGCCGGCCUCCGGCUGACCACGGCUGACCUCGGCUGACCCGGCUGACUCGGCUGACCUCCGGCUGCGACCCGCCGCCGCCGCCGACAUGCCCCCGUCGCCGGCCCGCCUCGCCUUCUGCUAGCCCCCGCGGGAGCGUCCUCCACCAGGUCAAGCACGCCCGAAGCACAGCUGAAGUUGCGCGGCGUAUUGAUUUAAGGCAACAUCCCAGGAGCGGAGCGCCGAGUACCCUUGAGCGCCGGCCGGCUGAAGAGUGUGGGACUCUCGAGGCGCGCGCCCGCAUACCACGUGAUCUAUCUCGCCCGAGGCGGCGCGCCAUCGCCGCAUCGUGCCACGCGUGCGUGUGUCCGGGCGCGGCGGGAGUGUGUGACGACACCCCUCCCCCUCCCCUCCCCACGCCUCCGCCACCAUGCCUCGCAUCCCGGUGGUGGGGAUCGACGCGGCGGAGAUCGUCCACUGGUGCAACGCCAAGCUGGACCAGAUCGACGCGCGCCUUCAGGACGGCCACGCGCAGCGGCGUCUGGUGCUGGUCAUCGUGAGCAUCGCGCUCCUGCUGGACAACAUGCUGUACAUGGUGAUCGUACCGAUCAUUCCCGACUACCUCCGGCGGAUCGGCAUGUGGGACACGCACAUCGAGGGCGGCCAGAAGAUCUACGCCAACGAAUGGCGCGUCAACAGCACGGGCAACUACUCGGUGCCGGGCAACAAGACGGUGUCAAAGGUUAUCAACGGCGUGACCGUGUACGAGAACGAGGACGCCGCGAUCGGAUUCCUCUUCGCUUCGAAGGCGAUCAUCCAGCUGAUGGUGAACCCAUUCUCCGGCGCGCUGAUCGACCGCAUCGGCUACGACGUACCCAUGACCAUCGGCCUCCUCAUCAUGUUCUUCAGCACGGCCGUUUUCGCGUGCGGCAAGAGCUACGGCGUGCUCUUCUUUGCGCGGAGCUUGCAGGGCGUUGGCUCGGCCUUCGCCGACACGUCAGGCCUGGCGAUGAUCGCCGACCGCUACACGGAGGACGCCGAGCGGUCGCGCGCGCUGGGCAUCGCGCUGGCCUUCAUCAGCUUCGGCUGCCUGGUGGCGCCACCCUUCGGAGGCCUGCUCUACGAGUUCUGCGGUAAGGAGCUGCCGUUCCUGCUGCUGGCUCUGGUGUCGUUCACCGACGCGAUCAUGCUGCGGCUGGUGAUGCGGCCGAUCAAGAAGCAGCAGGUGGCGGCCGGCUACACGAUGCCAAAGGGCACGCCCAUCUGGAGGCUCUUCGCUGAUCCGUACAUCGCGCUGUGUGCCGGCGCGCUGAUGAUGUCGAACGUGUCGCUCGCCUUCCUCGAGCCGACGAUCAGCGUGUGGAUGAUGGACCACAUGCGGGACGUGCAGGAGUGGCAGCUGGGCAUGAUCUGGCUGCCGGCCUUCUUCCCGCACGUGGCCGGCGUGGUGCUGACGGUGAAGAUGGCGCGGGUGUACCCGCAGUACCAGUGGGCGCUGGCCGCCGGCGGCCUCGCGCUCGAGGGCGUCAGCUGCCUCUUCAUCCCCUUCGCCACCAAUUACUGGGUCAUGAUGCUGCCCAUCAGCACCGUCUGCUUCGGGAUAGCGCUGAUCGACACCGCGCUGCUGCCGAUGCUCGGCCUGCUCGUGGACACGCGCCACGUGUCGGUGUACGGCAGCAUCUACGCCAUCGCCGACAUCAGCUACAGCAUGGCGUACGCCUUCGGCCCGAUCAUCGCCGGCGGUCUCGUCCAGUCGGUGGGCUUCACCGGCCUCAACAUCGGCAUCGCCGUCUCGAACGUGCUGUACGCGCCGCUGCUGUACAUCCUCUGCUACUGGUCGCGCCAACAGCAGGGCGAGGGCGAACAGAUCACCAUGACCGACCAUCCGAAGGAGUACCAGACAUACGCCGUGCUGGAGGACGACCCCGCCGGCCAGGGCGCGCCGCACGACAGCGAGAAGCGCCCGCUGCAGGAGACCAGCAUCGACAGCCACUACCAGAGCGUCGCCUACGACCAGAACGGGGGCUACGCCGGCCAGCCGUACCAGCAGGCGCAGCCGUACCAGCAGCAGUCGGGCGCCAUCGGGAAUUCUGGCGUCAUCGGACAGUCGGGCACCAUCGGAAAGCCGGACACCAUUGGGCAGUCCGGCACCAUCGGACAGUCGGGCAUCAUCGGGCGGUCGGGCAUCAUCGGAAAACCGGGCAUCAUUGGGCAGGCGGGCAUCAUCGGACAGUCGGGCAUCAUCGGACAGUCGGGCAUCAUCGGGUAG
Pollicipes pollicipes is the source of this 2309-nucleotide messenger RNA. RefSeq names its product Vesicular acetylcholine transporter (gene VAChT). The transcript is spliced from 2 exons. Gene Ontology annotation, cellular component: AP-2 adaptor complex; terminal bouton; AP-1 adaptor complex. The record is from RefSeq and is a predicted model, not a curated record. Bases 471 to 2309 code for a protein of 612 amino acids. NCBI's taxonomy places the organism in Eukaryota, Metazoa, Arthropoda, Thecostraca, Pollicipedomorpha, Pollicipedidae. Gene Ontology annotation, biological process: transmembrane transport; chemical synaptic transmission. Gene Ontology annotation, molecular function: acetylcholine transmembrane transporter activity.